This is a messenger RNA of Alternaria rosae, 4486 nucleotides long. RefSeq lists its product as uncharacterized. The transcript has 5 exons. The coding region runs from base 437 to 4003 and encodes 1188 amino acids. The record is from RefSeq and is a predicted model, not a curated record. Lineage: Eukaryota; Fungi; Ascomycota; Dothideomycetes; Pleosporales; Pleosporaceae.
AACGCCGUGUGAUUGUCGGGCCGGUGUGUAGCAGCUCGUCGCCUCUACGCACUGGUAGAACUGGUAGAAGACUGCAGACGGCCGGCGAAAUCACGUCCUCAUGCCACGGAAUAAUGAGACGUCGUGAUUACAGGACGCCUGCCAACCCCCUCCCGCCAAAGGCCGAGCCCGCCCUCUGCUGCCUCUGCUGCAUCUGCUGCUGCACCUAAUUGCUCCGCCGUUGACCUCCGCAUUGUCUCGCGUUGCGCCCUCACCGUGAUUGGCCCUACCGCCUUUCUGUGCCCAACCCUGCUAUUCUGCCCCAAUUUCCACCGCAGCUCUUCCGAACCCAUCUUCCGACGCGACAAUUGCCUCCUUCCCCUAGGAGCCCCUCUGCAUGCGAUAGUUGUGUCGCCGAGCUCGUGCUGGGCUGCGCGCGCCGAUCAGGAAUCUCGGAAUGUCCAAAGACAAACGAAGGAGCAUCUUUGGCCGUAGCUCCCUCAGUGCCUUCGCGUCGCAAAGCAACAAGGAUGAAUCGCAACCCUCGAAUCUGCUGCGCAAGCGGCGCACGGCGUCCUUCAUGUCCAACCUGUCCGAUGUGUCGCAGUACACCGAGACCGCAUCCUCCAACGGCAGCACGGUAGCGGGGAGCAGUCACGUUAGGGAAACGAUAGAUGGGCAGCGGCCAAGUCUUUCCAAAAACAGCCUGAAGCGCGCCAGCUCUGUCUUCAGCUCCUUCCGCGGCUACAAACUCUCCGCAGACGACGACCCCGAACCUCUCUCGGCAACAUCAACACGAACGUCGACUGGCUUUGGAGAAUACAUAUGGGAAGACGUACACGAUCGCCAGGUGCUACAGCAUGGCGAGGUCCAGACGAGCAGCUCCAUGUUCAGGAAGAAGAGGGAAUACCUGUUGCUGACCGAGAAGCAUCUCAUCCGGUUCAAGAAUCACUCGAAAGCGAUUGAAGCAUUUCCUGGGAUACCUUCGCCGAACAACCGCAUGAGCUAUUAUCGCCACAGCCACAGCCCCUCGACCGGAUCGUCCCACGAGCUUCAGUCGAUGGCUUCAGAAUCGUCUGGAGAUCGUCACCAAGGCAUACCUCUACGCCACAUCGUUGCCGUGUACCAUCUAGACGACGGUCGACCGCACUUUGCGCUGGAACUGUACUAUCUGGAUGACGAGACGAACAACGCCUCAUCCAUGACUCUGCAGUUCGGGGACCCCGAAGAGAUGUUUUCAUGGCUCAAGGCCAUAAGAGAAGCGGCGAACAGGGCACGGCUGUCUGACGCGAAGCCCAUUUCCGCACACAACUCUCAUCUGGCUGCGCGUGUCGUUGAAGCAGAACGCGACUAUGUACCUCCACAUUACGCCAUAUACAAAGUCGUUCUCCGACCCCAAGGAAAGACAACGACGAGAGCCUCAACUGAUGAUCUUGCCAAAGUUUCUGCUUCCGUAUGUUUCCUUGCUAUUGGUGUGCACAAAGUACACAUUAUUCCGUUGUUCAAACCAUCCUCACAACGGUCUUCCAGUCCAUCACUGGCCGCUCAUAACACUCAGUCGUCGCAUGGUAUCCUAACGCUGACUGAAGUGUGCGUGACCGAAAUUGACGAUACCUUCCAGCUAACCUUCCGGAAGCCGCUUGAACGUCCCAAGGUACUCCAUCUGGCAUCGUUAGCUUCGCGGGAUAUUGCUGUCCGUCUACGAUCCAUAGAAGCUAGUCUCAGACCUGAGUGGGAGACGCGACCUUUUGACUUCCUUGUCCCAGACGACGUGUAUCAUGACGUUGCUCGACAAGAAAGCCCACAUCCGAUGGACCAAGAUUCUUUGGAUAGAACCUUGAUUGGAUACUGUGUUGCUUACGACGUACAGCCAGAAAACAUUAGCUAUCAGAUCACCUACCCUGCCGAGGAUGCACCGCGCUUUGAGCUCCUACCACCUGUCGGGCUACGCAGAAACCAGUAUAAUACCCUCGAGCUACUCGCCGUCAUGCGUGCCUUGCGCUAUAACGAGACCUUUGGUGGUAUCUCUUUCAAAGAUGUAAAGUUGGAUGUCUUAAAUGGAUUGAAAGAUCCCAACGGCGCUGAGCACCUUUGCCUCAAGACAAAGCGCGGCACAUAUGCACGGCUAGACAUCGAAGAGCUGGAACGGUCUUGUCUACUAGUGCAAGAGAUUCGCGCUUUGGCCUUGACGAACCGAAAGCUGCGGAGAAUGGACUUUACCUCGUGCAUCUCACGAAAACCAAGAGACCACGGGGAAUCUAGAGGUAGUGCUAGAGAUCAGGGCUGCGGCAUUGUGGAAGCCCUUUUUCCGCUGUGCAAGUACCAGACCACCAAUGUCGAUUGGAUAGCAUUGAACAAAAUACAACUUGGAGAUACAGAUUUGGAUUACCUUGUCGCGGCAGGUGUCGAACGAGCUUGCCACUUCCGCGGACUUGAGUUGAGUGGGUGUGGUCUAACGGAUCGGUCGCUCUCUCUUGUUCUGGAUGCGAUCCGCGCGCAGGAAACCACCCUCGAAGCUUUGGAUCUGUCGUCGAACCCGUUCAGAUUAUCACCGAGCAUGUUUGACUCUCAGAUUGGCGUUUUUGGAUACCUCACACGACUCAAUCUGUCGCAUGUUGCGCGCUCUUCGGGUCUCGAGUCGCUGAUAUCGGUCGAAACCUUUGCUGGCUGGAGGUUACAGGAGUUGAUCUUGAGUGGCACCUCGCUCAACUCUGCCAUGGUUGACGCAAUAGCUGGUUACCUUGUAAACUACAAGCAAUCCUCCGCUCUUCGCGAACUACGAUUGGAUCAUUGCUUUUUGACUGGAAGUGACAUUGCAUACCUCUUGCACUCGAUGACAGAGCACCCUGGAAAGGCUCGCGAGUUACAUUUGGAUGUCAGUGAGAACAAUAUCGAAGAAGACCUGGAUAAGUUGACCAGGGCAAUCUCCAAAGGUCUCGCCCCAUCCAACUUCACCCUCCGCCUGCUGGAGUUUGAAGAGGACGCCGACUUCCGCAAGAUGAUACUUGCGUUGGCCGCUAAUAACACCAUUCGACAGCUCGAUAUCUCGCGAGCAUCUUUACCAUGUGAUGCCUCCGAAGAGACUUGCCAGGCGAUGGAGAAGAUGUUUGCUGAUAACACUAGUCUUGAAUGGCUUGACAUAUCCGGAGAGGACUCCCGGCUAGAGACAACCAAGCUAGGUGUUGGCAUCAACCGAGCACUACGGGGUUUGCAGCGCAACCGAACCCUGCGUGCCUUGUACAUCAGAUAUCAAAAACUCGGCGUACAAGGCGCCAGCACCCUCGCCGACGUCCUCAAAGUAAACACGACCCUCCAAUAUCUCUACUGCGAAGACAACGGUAUAGCCCUAACCGGCUUCACCGACCUCGUCAACGCCCUCCACCGCAACACAACCCUCCUCUUCCUCCCCACGAUGCAGGAAUCGCGGCAAAUGGCCCUCAAGCAAACCGAAGACCAAGUAAAAUCCAUGCGCGACGACGUCUCCCUCCCCACGUCCUCCAAAUCCAGCUCCGUCCGAAGCCGCCUCACCAACCGCGUCGUCAGCGGCAAAUCUUCUAAAGAACCAACCUAUCCGAUGGGGCUUUCGGAUCAAGAUAUAAAAGCUGCGCUUGGCCUUGUGGAUGAGAGUUGGGCAAGACAAGAAUAUAGAUUACAGCAGUACCUACAACGCAACCACAACAUCGCCCACGGCAUACCAACAGCUAUGGACGUCGACGAGGAAGACUUUGAGCGGCCCGAUACAGCAAACAGUCUCGGUAAGAUUCUCGAAAAGGUCACAAUUGAGAGUACGCCUACACGGGAGAAGGAUGUUCAACUAGGUGUUUAUAGCCCGAAGACGAAGCCGAUUGAGAAGGAUGUCCAGCUAGGUGUUUAUACCCCAGAGUUUUACCUACCGGAAUUGCACACACCGGGGACGGGUACGCCAAGGAGCGAUGUGGUGGACUACGACGUCACGCCCUUGGAAAAGGAGCUAGAGAUGAGUUUUGGAGAGAAUAGGCGCGCGUUUCCGUUUCCGACAAGGUGAUGAGAUAAGGACCAUGGAAGCCGUUGCCUUCAGGGACUCCCGCGCAUCCUCCCAUCCUCCCAUUCUGGAUAUUUCUUUCUCCAUUUUAGGUCCUCCUGAUCACGAACGAGCUCGAGCUGCCCAUGUACAUAUAGAAAGCGCGUCUGGUUUUUUGCAUAUCGACCCUCGAAGCCCAGGGGGUUCAAUCGGCGUUUUUCUUCUUACUUAUUUUCUUCACAGCAUGCAACAAUACGAUGGCGAGGGAAUGUGCAUAUUAAGUUGGAUAACGUUUGGGGGUUCUGUGAUACCAUAGAUAUUUGAAUAAACAAAGAAUUCCGAACCUCUGGAAACGACCAACAUGCUUUCCAAGGCCUUCCAGUAGUAAAAACAGGCUGUUGUUUUGAUGGACAUGCUCGUGCUUGAACGCAGUCCCGACGCUGUUGAGUACAGCUUCUCAAGAUCGCAAUGCAUGAUAUUUCCCAAAAACCUACAGAAUCAUUCUAU